AUGCAGCCAGGCGGCUCUGUUCGGGACGCGGAGCCCGAACGCGCUGGCAGGCUCUCGCACUGGGCCACAGGUUCUGCUGCUGCCGCCGUUUGGGGUUGGCGUGUGGCCCGCCAGCGGGCUCUCAUUGGCUGGCUUGUUCUGGACUCCCCCAGAGCCCCAGACGACCCCUUUUACCACUCGGUGGAACCCUAUACGAAGAAGGAGCUGGCCGCCAUAACCGUGCCCGAUAUAAUCCGCACUUACAAGGUGAUGGCGGCGGAAAAUAUUCCAGAAAAUCCACUGAAAUUCCUGUAUCCAAAUAUUCAGAAGGACCAAGCCUUUGGAAAAUACUACUCCAGACCCAAGGAACCUUCUGAACCCAUGGACGUGGACGGUGGCGGAAAGGGAUACAUCAAAACUGAAUUAAUCUCUGUGUCUGAAGUCCACGCGUCCUCCAAACUGCAUAUCCCAGAAAAUCUUUUGCCUCUGUCCCCUGAGGAAUUUGAUGAGUUCUCUCGGGUGGUGAGCCCUGCUGAAAUCAUGAUGUAUUCAAAUUGUGAACCAUAAGUGCCUCCUCGGGAGCCUGCAUAGAAGCAUGAGUCACCUUCCCAUCUGCUAGUCUGCAGCUAGUUGAGAUCCUCGCAAGGCUGUAAGACUGGCCUCAACCGGUCCCUGCAAAGAGGAUCUGCCACGAUAAUAUACCUGCGCGCCAGACCUGCUGAGCUCUACCUUUGUGUUCGUUGCCGCUUCAAAAACUGGAAACGUUUUCACUUGUUUUCAAGAAUUAGUUGUUCAGUAAGUAGGUCUUCACUCUCGCUGUCUCUUCCCCUACCUGUAUGCUUCUUUCCGAGUUCAUUUGGUCAGGUGGGGCACUCCGGAAAAAAUAAAGGGGGCGUCCCGCACC
Molecule: messenger RNA, 883 nt
Organism: Gekko japonicus
Lineage: Eukaryota; Metazoa; Chordata; Lepidosauria; Squamata; Gekkonidae
Product: signal transducer and activator of transcription 1-like
Exons: 5
Coding region: 1-546 (181 amino acids)
Biological process (GO): cell surface receptor signaling pathway via JAK-STAT; type I interferon-mediated signaling pathway; response to peptide hormone
Molecular function (GO): RNA polymerase II cis-regulatory region sequence-specific DNA binding; DNA-binding transcription factor activity, RNA polymerase II-specific
Source: RefSeq, a predicted model, not a curated record